CGGUGCAUCCACUCUAUUCGGAUAGGAGUCUACAGUAAACUACGAAGUAUUCGACUAGGAAUCUAAUAAAGUUGAUGCACCGCGAAUUCAUAUUAUACUACGAUUGAUUCUCUUAACAGAUAGUCGAUGAUUAAAACAGCUGCAGGUCACUCCUUCAAAAUAAUCAGCAUUUAAAACGAAACCCGCGAGUUUUGCGGCAUCCGGCUGACGGCUGUAGAAAACACUUUGUUCGUGCCAAUUUGAAAUGAUAUAGUUGAGUUAUGAACGACGAAAAAAUGAAUUCACAUAACAUUGAAGCAGAAUAUAUGGACAUUGCGAAUAGAAACGCUUGGCCGAUCAUCUACCAGAAAAUUGGAAGAGAAUGUCAAUCCUACCCGUAUACAUGCCUUGAAGCAAAAAAACCUCAAAACAAGCCAUUAAAUCGUUACCGGGAUGUAAACCCAUAUGACCAUAGCCGAGUUGUCUUGACUCGUUCUGAACGUGACUAUAUCAAUGCAAAUUUAGUAAAGAUGGAACGUGCAAACCGGAAGUAUAUACUGACUCAAGGGCCGCUCGCUUUCACCGUCGGUCACUUUUGGCUGAUGGUCUGGGAACAGAACAGUCGCGCAAUCCUCAUGCUGAAUAAGAUCAUCGAGAAGAACGAGAUUAAAUGUCACUGGUACUGGCCCCAUGGUGUCGGCGAGGACGAAAAGUUUGUCCUUUCCGAUGUCAAACUAACCGUCGAACAAAUAAGCGAGGAGGAUUGCAACUAUUACACUACCCGUGUUUUUAGAAUCUUCGACAUGGAGAGCUCUGAAAGUCGUGAGGUCAUACAGUUCCACUACACGACGUGGCCCGACUUCGGCGUCCCUUCUUCCCCUGUGGCUUUCCUGGAGUUCUUAAAGAAGGUCCGCUCGUCCGGCGCCCUGGACCCUGAAGUUGGCCCACCCGUCGUACACUGCAGUGCUGGUAUUGGACGAUCAGGAACGUUCUGCUUGGUCGACUCCUGUCUUGUUAUUAUCGAAAAGGAAGGCAUGGAAAGUGUGAACAUACAGCAGAUCCUUUUAGAAAUGCGCAAGGAUCGCAUGGGCUUGAUACAGACGCCGGAUCAGUUACGUUUUUCAUAUCAGGCCAUCAUCGAAGGCUUCAAACGAUUCAAUCCUAAUUUCAAGGAGGAUCCAAAAAUGGAAGAGAGUAUAUAUUCAACAGUCGCCGAGGAGAACGAGGAGGAAGCGCCACCACCACCGCCACCGAGGGCCGAGAGCCUCACCAGGGCUCCGGCCAGGCCCUUGCCCGCUAUACCCACCAGUGCCUCACUUGGCAACUUGAACUAUACACGUUCGCCAGAGGGCUCUAGCUCGGACGACGAGCCGCCGACGCCUCCAGCGCGCGAGUGCUCCUCCCCGGCCUCUUCUGCCGACGACGAGGACGACGAGCCGAUAUCUGUUACUGAAAGCGGCGAGAACGGCGAGACGCUGCGACGGCGCCGCACCCGCGAGCUCGCCGAGCGCGUCUCCGUGAUGAAGAAACGUGCGCGCGACGCCGAGAGAUGGCACGCCCUCAAGAGGUCUCUAUACAAGCCACUCACCAUCACAUUCGGAUUCAUUCUAGCCGGCAUCGUUAUCUACACAUACGUCAAACAUUAAUACUAACACUGUUUACUCAUAUACCUGAAUUUUUGUACACGCAAUGUAUACGUAGCUUUAGACCGACCCUCGCUACCGAAGCGCCGUCGCCGUGUAGACAUCGCGGAUUGUGACAACUUGGUUCGUUAUCAUUAUACAAUGCAAUCGAUUUAUAUAUCUUCGAUCGUAAUCACUCGAUGUGCAUUUAAGGAAUAUUUUAUAUAGAAAAUCUGCCAUGAAAUUAUUCAUCGAAGUUUUUGUUAUUAUCAAUACGUCUACUUUAUUAUCUGUUUUUGUUAAUAGAUCGUUCUAAGUAUACAAUACGUAUAUGCGUUUUAUGGAGUGUUCAGACUUGACUAUUAAUUCUAUUAGCACGGCACCUGUUAAUGCUAGAGAGCUACUUGACGUAUUUUUUUAUAAAAUCAUGGUAGUGCAUGAAAUGAUAAUUCUAAUCUAAUCUUAAAUAGACGUAGACAUUUUUAUAAGAUUUUUUAACAAAAAAUGUAAUACUUUAACACAUUCAAUGAACUUUCAUAAUAUUAUUACAAACUUCAGCUGACUUUAUCAGCGUGUCUUAGAGUAAUUGAACCUUCACAUUAACUUCAACCACAAACAACUUGCACUAAACUGGCCCACCUUUUAAGAAGUCAAUUACGGAUCUUAUGCCAUAGGCUUAGAAUAAAAAGUUCACGGCGAUAUGCGAUGCAUACGUUCCUGUUGCAUUUAAAAAUUACCUUACGAAGGAAUUUUAGAUACUCUUUAUCAUUUAGAAAUUUCGAUCUGCUAAUAAAAAAAAGUAAUAAAAAAGACAUUCGAAUAAUCGUUCUCUAUAAUGUACACUUAGGUUUCUACAAUGAAUUUCUUAAUGCAUAAUUCUAUUACGACAUGAACUGCGACUGCCAAUACAUUCAAUGAUAUCAACACAUUCUAAACAUAUAUUGCUAAGUGACUAUUAUAACGUUAAAUUAUUUUAUAAAAUCCAUUUUGGACAAUUUUGUCCAUUGUUUAAUAGACAAAUAAAUUUUAUUUUUUAUGAUUUUAUUUAAAGUUUUUUAUUUCGUCCAUUCGACAAGUUGACGUUUCGAUUUAAAUGACCUGCACAAUCGAAUGUUUUAUGUAAACUCCGAGCAUGUUAGACGAUUUGUAUCAUAUUGUAUGGUAUUCAAUUCAAAAGAUGAGCUUGACUCAUGUAUCCAACCAGUGCCUAGAUUAUUUUUUUAGUGUGAUACGCAUUUUGGAAGUCACAAUUCGAAGAAUAUGAUAACCUAUUUAUAGCUAAUUAAUAUAGAUUAAUCACAUAGAUCAACAUUCAAUAGAUCAAUUUGAAAAACGUUCGACGAUAUCGAUAUUUUUUAUAGAAUACAUCGACGUCAAAGCCUUAUAUAGCCGUAUGUAAUAUUUUUAUUUAAAAGAACUGUCUUUAGUGGAAUAAUUUAAUAAUUUUUUUACUUGCUAUAUUUUAUUUUAAUGAAUUUGAAAUGCUGCAAAAUGAGCAAUACAUAUUAUGUAAAAUUUAUGAUUGUAUUUAGUACAAACAAUUUAACUUUGCCGGUCUGAAAUUGUAAGUAUAGUAAGUGACGUAAUUGUAGCGCAGUAAAGUGAAGCGUUCGAACGAAGCGGAUACAAACACCCCCGUUAUGUAUGAUGUAGACUUUGGUAUCGCUCAAUCUGUAUCAAAUGAAUUAUUGUUAAAUAUGUAUUUUGUUUGUUGUUAUGUUACAUUGCCGUUUGUUGUUUUUUGUAACUUUGUUAUUUGUUGAAUUUUUGUCACUGCAUUUAAUUUAAUCAUGCACAAAAAAAUAAUAAAUUUUAGUUCAAAAUGUAGAUGAUAGUUUUACAUAAAAUGCAAGUUUAAAUUUAACGGAACUAGAUAAGUUUUUAUUUCACAAUCGAUCGAUGCAACAAAGUUAAAGUGUUUGUACUGAACUAUUUUGUUAUGUAUAAUAAUGGUAUUUUAAAUGUAUAAUAUGUUGACAAAAUCACAAUUCUUCACACCAGAUUAUUAACGUGAUAAUCAUUCUAAAUGUUUCAUUAAUUAUGAAUUAUGUGUUAUAAAUAUAUUUAUUAAAGUGUAAUCUGUAACUUAGUAGUAAUUAGUAAAAGUUAACAUAACAAAAUCAUUAUAAUUGUAUUAUCCGUAGAGUAACAUUAGCGUGUAUGAUGAUCUGCCACAAACUAAGUGAUAUAGACAAGUUCUCAUAUUUACAAGAUGUAGAAUUAGGAAUAUGUUAUUUAAAUUGGUGGGGUUGUAAAAUUUGAACAGCGGUUUAUUAA
Molecule: messenger RNA, 3878 nt
Organism: Vanessa atalanta (red admiral)
Lineage: Eukaryota; Metazoa; Arthropoda; Insecta; Lepidoptera; Nymphalidae
Gene: Bmptp-Z
Product: tyrosine-protein phosphatase non-receptor type 61F-like
Exons: 8
Coding region: 261-1625 (454 amino acids)
Biological process (GO): protein dephosphorylation
Molecular function (GO): protein tyrosine phosphatase activity
Source: RefSeq, a predicted model, not a curated record